AUGCGUUACUCAUUCACCAUUACCGCCCUGAGCCUCCUUUCAUCGGCUUUUGCAAUCACUAUCACGAGUCCGUCAUCAAACACGGUGUGGGACUUCUCCACUGCCAAAACGAUCAAAUUCACUAGCGAUUCUAGUGAUCCUCCAGUAAUCAGCAUCAUCCUUCGAAGUCAAGAUGGCUCCUUCCAGACCAAAUUGGCGGAUAACGUCAAGACCUCUGACGGCGAAUACACGACCCAGCCUAAUCUGAGCAUUUCCAACGGAGAUGACUACGAGAUCCAGAUAAUUGACUCUGCUGGCCAGCUCGCCGUCAGUGAUGUUUUUACUGUCGAGAAGGGCGCUUCGAGUGAUGGUACCGCAUCCUCCUCUUCUUCCACUUCUUCUUCCACCACCACCGCCACCACCUCCCCUUCCACUUCUUCCGCUUCUUCUUCUUCUUCUUCUCCCACGACCUCCAGAGAGACCACUUCUACAUCGGUCACCUCCGCCGUGACAUCCUCGGCAUCUUCAACACCGACCUCGUGGACUAGUACUUUGUCUUCUUCAGGCAUGAUGCAACUCCGCACAAUGCUCUACCACCACCUCGUUGUCCUCCUCUUCUACCUCGUCUUCCACUGCAACCGCCACCACUCUGCCUUCGACUGGUGCUGCGUCGUCUCAGUUGAGCGCUGCCAAGGGUGCCAUUCUACUCAGUGCUGCUUUUGCGCUCUUCUACGUCUAAAUCAUGUCCAUCGGAGUUAA
This is a messenger RNA of Penicillium maclennaniae, 738 nucleotides long. Its product is annotated as GPI anchored serine-threonine rich family protein. Lineage: Eukaryota; Fungi; Ascomycota; Eurotiomycetes; Eurotiales; Aspergillaceae. The coding region runs from base 1 to 738 and encodes 245 amino acids. The transcript has 3 exons. The record is from RefSeq and is a predicted model, not a curated record.